Messenger RNA from Dentiscutata erythropus, 477 nucleotides. NCBI's taxonomy places the organism in Eukaryota, Fungi, Glomeromycota, Glomeromycetes, Diversisporales, Gigasporaceae. The record is from the annotation of a GenBank genome assembly.
AUGUCACUUUCUCAGGAUGAAGUAUAUUUAGUAGACGAUUUAAGGGCUAUCCAAGAUGAAAAAAGCUUUUCUGAUGUAACCCAGAUAGAGUGGAAACCCAAAAAAAAUGUUACUUGGCCUCUUACACCUAAGAAAGUUAUAGAAUCCUCGGGAGAAAAAAACGACCCUAAGCAUGAGGAUAUUGAAGAAUCGUCUGAUAAUAAUUAUUCUUCUUCACAAUGGGAAACGUCAGAUAAUAAUGAGUUCCAAGUAGAAGUUGUAAUAAGGAUAGAACAAGAGGAUUUCAUGAUGGAUGAAUUUAUCAAAUGGCCAGAAGACGACCAGGAAGAAACCUCUGAGCCACAAGUUAUUGAUAUCAGCACAGACAGAAUUGGGAAAACUCAGCUCUUCGAAAAUGAAUUCUUCUUCUACAACCAUCCUACCCUUAAUAACCAUAUAGCAGCCUGGGAGCUAAAUUUAAGGGAGACUGUAUAUUGA